GCUGGUUAUAAGUCGAAAAGAUUUAUCAGCAUGGCAUUGGAGCUACUGGAACUCACACUUCCGGCCCCUAUGAACGUCGAAGGUGAAAUAAGCGUCCACUAUUCUUAUCUCGGCGACUCGCAUCUCACGGAACCAUCCUCGGAAGUCGAUGAAAGAAUCAACAAUUUGAGACAAGAAUUGGACAGGAUCCUUGGAGAGCAUGGGAUACCAGUAACUUCUGUUGAUGGGCACGUCGUGACAGGGCCUCCAACUGGCGAUGAACCACACUACCAUGUACACGUUUCGCUACGCGAUGCGAUUCCAUUUUCCAAGGCUCUCGAUCAAAUGAGAAAUUCGACUGAAGUACUGUUUGAAAAUUACCAGAUCGAUCUUUAUGGGGGAAGGAUUCGUUUACAGAUCUCCUUCCGGCCGGUUAUUUUUCCUACUUCCCAAUUCAUCCCACUUAAGAGCGCCAAAGGGCACGAGAAACAAUUAUCGGCGUGCUGGCGGAAAGACUACCGACAAAGUGAUAUCUUACUAAGGUACUCGUUUUCGUGAGCGAUCAUGGUAGCUCGUGUGAGCUGUUGGAGCAAAUGUAAAUAUGCUGUCUUAUGCGGAUCGAUCGCGAGUCGAGCUUCUAAUCAACGCUUGGAGAGGAUCGGAAGUUGUACAGUAAUUAGACUAUGAGCAUUCUAUGGUAUCAAGCAUCUUUGGAUU
Molecule: messenger RNA, 696 nt
Organism: Aspergillus glaucus CBS 516.65
Lineage: Eukaryota; Fungi; Ascomycota; Eurotiomycetes; Eurotiales; Aspergillaceae
Exons: 1
Coding region: 31-537 (168 amino acids)
Source: RefSeq, a predicted model, not a curated record